GAAAAACUGAAAAUUUUCCCAUGUGGUAGCAGCCCUGAUACAAAUGCAGGCCCGAUGAGAGCGGGUAAAUUGUAUGCAGUUCACAGCUUGCCAUGUAUCUGACAGACACAAUUGCCACACACAAGACAGACAACUCUGCGCCCUGUCAUAUACAAGUAUUCGGAAUUGAUUUUAAACAGCCUACACGUACUAACGAUGUUCAAACAGUCAUUUGAGAGCGAAAAGAACCAAGAGGCCACCAUAUACAUUGGGAACCUCGACCCAGAGGUCACAGAAAACCUCCUAUACGAGCUCUUUGUACAGUUUUCGCCAGUGAGGUCCGUCAGCUUGCCCAAAGAUAAAAUCCUCAAGACACACCAGGGGUUUGGGUUUGUGGAAUUGGUGUCUGCGACAUCGGUAGACUAUGUGAUACGUGUGUUGGGCGGCAUACAACUUUUUGGAAAGGUCGUCAAGGUCAAGCGCUCUAACGUAGACAAGACGAAAACGAUGGACGUGGGGGCCAACUUAUUCCUCAAUAAUCUCGAUUCUUUGAUUGAUGAGAGGUUUUUAUAUGACACCUUCCACAAAUUUGGCGAAUUUGCCAAGCCACCGCACGUGGUCACAGAUCCCGUCACGGGCACCUCCAAGGGCUACGGAUUCAUCUCGCUCACCGAGUUUGAGGCCGCUGACAAGGUCAUUGAGAUGAUGAACAACCAGUUUUUAAUGAACAAGCCCAUCACGGUCGAGUACAGCUUGAAGAGCAACGGGAAGGACCGUCACGGUGACGAGGUCGAGAGGCUUAUGGCUGCCAGUGCCAAGAAGCACAACUACGAUUUUAACAACGGGAGUAUAUUUCGCAUGCCCCAGCAGCGGGCCACUGAGAAUCCGGAAGCGAGCGAUGUGGGCAGAGGCAUAGGAGUCCCUAGGGGAGCAAGACGUGGCUACCGUGAUGCAUAGGCCCUGACUUACUAGCUCAGAUAACAAUUAGACUAUACUCUUAACCUAUAUUGUGGCCCAACACCUAAUAUAUACAAAUAUAUAAGUAAUUGGAAUAUUGACUUAUAUCGAGA
Messenger RNA from Babjeviella inositovora NRRL Y-12698, 1049 nucleotides. RefSeq lists its product as uncharacterized. Gene Ontology annotation, molecular function: RNA binding. Gene Ontology annotation, cellular component: U12-type spliceosomal complex; nucleolus. The transcript has a single exon. NCBI's taxonomy places the organism in Eukaryota, Fungi, Ascomycota, Pichiomycetes, Serinales. Gene Ontology annotation, biological process: positive regulation of mRNA splicing, via spliceosome. Bases 196 to 936 code for a protein of 246 amino acids. The record is from RefSeq and is a predicted model, not a curated record.